AUGGAUGAUAUUCAGCAUCCGCUUGUCAUGUCUUCUACACCACCUUUACGUGGUCCUGUCGAUUCACCAGCUCCUGUCGCUGCAGACGAAAUGGCUACCAAUUUAACCGCUCACCGAGAUAGCAUGUCGGAGGCAACCAAUAAAUUUGAACAGCAACCGUCCGCUUCUGCCGCCUUCCGUGGACGAUCCAAAUCGGUUGCCUUGGGUACUUAUGCUUGGACUUCAAAGCCUCCUCGCCCACCUGUCGACUACUUUUCUUGCUCUACUGCUUCAGGUGUUCCUUAUAAGGCGAGAUCUUGGGAACCCACCUUAGAAAGAGCCAUCAAGGCAAUCGUCUCGAUCAAGGCAAGUCAUGUCCGAAGUUUCGACACAGAAACUUCAGGUGGCUAUACCGCUACGGGCUUUAUCGUCGAUGCUGCGAGAGGUAUCAUCCUCACUAAUCGUCAUGUAGUAUCACCAGCUCCUAUCGUUGCUCAAGCUGUCUUGACAAACUAUGAAGAAGUCGAUCUUCAGCCAGUCUACCGAGAUCCAGUUCAUGAUUUUGGAUUCAUGAAGUUUGACCCCUCACGUGUCAAAUUUAUGGAGCUGGAGGAGAUCAAGCUUAGUCCAGAGCGAGCCAAGGUAGGAUUGGAUAUUCGAGUGGUUGGUAAUGAUGCAGGUGAAAAGCUGAGUAUUUUGGCGGGCACAUUAGCAAGAUUGGACAGAAGAGCACCUGAGUACGGCAUUGGAGAGUACAACGACUUCAACACGUUCUAUCUUCAAGCUGCUUCCGGAACCAGUGGUGGAUCGUCAGGUAGUCCUGUAUUGGAUAUUGAUGGUCAUGCCGUCGCUCUUAACGCAGGUGGAGCCAGUAAAGCAUCUUCUUCCUAUUACCUUCCACUCGACCGGGUUGUGCGUGCAUUAGGAUACAUCCAACAAGGACUUCAGGUGCCACGAGGUACUCUUCAAACCGAGUUUGAAUAUUUGCCCUAUAAUGAAGUCCGUCGCUUGGGUCUCAAGGCAAGUGUCGAAGAAAAGUUUAGACGCAAGUUCCCUGAAGAAACAGGUAUGCUCGUCGUUCGUUCGCUUUUGCCAAAGGGGCCUGCUGAUGGUAUCUUGGUCCCUGGUGAUAUCAUCGUUGGAUGUAAUGGUAAAAUGGUACCUCACUUUAUUGGACUGUUCUCGAUUCUUGAUGAGAAAGUCAACCAGGAGGUCACCCUGACGAUUAGCCGAGGCAAGAAGGUUCAGGAUGUAAAAGUAACCGUGCAGGAUUUGCAUUCGAUUACACCUAACCGGUUUGUCGAGAUCGGCGGCGGCGUUGUACACGAACUAUCCUACCAGCUCGCCAAGUCAUACUCCCAGCCUGUGGGUGGUGUUUAUGUCGCUACAUCUGGCCAUAUGCUUGCAAGUGCAAGUGCAUGGCGUAAGAGUAUUAUUGUAAGCGUCAAUAAUGUGCCAACCCCUAAUCUGGACGCAUUUAUUGACGUGAUGAAGGCUUUGCCCGAUGGUGCCCGUGUUCCAAUCAGAUUUUAUGCGCUUCAUAAAGCGUACAAGGAUAAGGUCAUGAUUAUGCACGUUGACAGACACUGGCACAAGUUUAGAAUUGCUGUUCGAAAUGAUCAAACCGGACUUUGGGAAUUUACCGACAUGCCUCCACCACCCAAGACCAUCCCUUACUCUCCCUCAACUGCAAGCUUCCCUCCAUUGGAUCCCUCGCUUGCUCUUGCUGAGAAACUGAUGCCCUCAUUUGUGGCCAUUGACUUUUACUUGCCGUAUCUGGUAGAUGGUAUGAAAGUAACACAAUUUUACGGUACAGGUUUUGUCUUGUCUGUCAAUCCACCUUUGAUCAUGUGUGAUCGCGAUACGGUCCCCAUUGGCUUGGGCGAUAUCUUCAUUACCUUUGCCAAUUCGAUUAUUAUCCCAGGCCAACUUUUGUUUCUGCAUCCAUUUUACAAUUAUGUCAUCUUGACGUAUGACCCUAGGUUAGUUGGCGAUACUGUUGUGAAGCCUAUCGAGUUUAGCAACGUUGAAUUAAACCAGGGAGACGAAACAAACUUUAUUGGCAUCGGCAAUGAUCAUUCAAUCAUUCUCAAGAAGGCUACAGUCUCAUCUGUGUCUAAUAUCGGCACGCGAGAAUGUUCUCCUCCUCGAUGGCGAGCGAUGAAUGUGGAAGGUGUCAAGAUUGACGACUCAUUGAACUCCCAAGGCGGUCUGCUGACUGAUGAUCAGGGUAAAGUACAAGCCUUUUGGAUCAGCUACUCGUCUCAGAACGAAAAGGGUAAAGACAUCUCGUUUAUGUCGGGUCUACAUUCAUCCAUUGUCAAGUGUACACUCGACCAAUACUUGGAACAUGGCAGCAAAAUGGUCUUUAAGGGCUUAGAUGUUGAACUCUGGACGAUGCGUAUAGCAGCUGCUCGUACGCUAGGCCUAAAUGACAAGUGGGUGAAAGAGAUUGAGAGAAGUGGAUCAACGCGACACACUCUGCUUUAUGUCUUGAACGUCUUGGAUGAAACAAGCGACUGCGCCAAAGCGCUUCAUGUGGGCGAUGUGAUCCUAAGUGUCAACGGUAAGUUGGUGACACGUAUGUCGCACAUGACACUUGUGCAUGAACAUGACAGUGUCGAGAUGGUUGUCUUACGUAACGGCCAAGAGUUGACGGUCAAUGUACCGAUGAGUGAACUCAGUGGAUUUGAAACAACACGUGUGAUUGGUUGGCAAGGCGCUCUUAUUCAAAAGCCUUACAAGUCUGUACUCGAGCAGGUUCGCAAUGUGCCUACAGGCGUGUACGUUUCUUGUACACUGUACGGUUCACCUGCCUCUAACGUGCUUCGUCCUGGUGUUUGGAUCACUGAAGUUCAGAAUAAGCCCGUGAAGGACCUGGAUCAGUUCCUGGAAGUAGUACAUACCUUUGAAAAGGAGCUGUUGAGUCGUCGUCGAUCAAGCUACAUUUCAAUGUCUAAGCAGAAAAAGGUUGUAGAUGACGAUUUGGAUGCUUUAAAUGCAGAGGAUACAGACGAGGAAGAUGAUGAUAACGAUGAAGGUUAUAUUCGUAUCAAGACCGUGAGCAGAAAUGAAACUGUACGUGUGGUUGCUCUUAAACUAGAUUUACAUUAUUGGGAUUCUUGGCAGCUAGUACGGGACGAAAAGGCAAUCUGUGGAUGGGCUUCUGAUGACGCUUAA
Rhizopus microsporus ATCC 52813 is the source of this 3159-nucleotide messenger RNA. Its product is annotated as trypsin-like serine protease. The record is from RefSeq and is a predicted model, not a curated record. The coding region runs from base 1 to 3159 and encodes 1052 amino acids. Gene Ontology annotation, molecular function: serine-type endopeptidase activity; protein binding. Gene Ontology annotation, biological process: proteolysis. The transcript has 6 exons. Lineage: Eukaryota; Fungi; Mucoromycota; Mucoromycetes; Mucorales; Rhizopodaceae.